Messenger RNA from Venturia canescens, 1060 nucleotides. It is a transcript of the gene CRIF, whose product is annotated as growth arrest and DNA damage-inducible proteins-interacting protein CRIF. Lineage: Eukaryota; Metazoa; Arthropoda; Insecta; Hymenoptera; Ichneumonidae. The transcript is spliced from 2 exons. The coding region runs from base 151 to 1002 and encodes 283 amino acids. The record is from RefSeq and is a predicted model, not a curated record. Gene Ontology annotation, cellular component: nucleus; mitochondrion.
AUUAUAUGUUCAGUAUCUUUCGGUUGGAGCGCCGCGUUUGGAGACGACGCGGACAUUCUCUGAACUGCUCUGAACUCUUCAGAGAUUCGAUCAUAACCUAAAAAUCGUGAUAAUCAACAAGCAAUAUUCGUUGGAAACAAGUCGAAAAAAAUGAGUUUAAAAGCUCUAUUAGUGAAUGAAUUAACGCAGCGUAUUCGAAUGCGUAGCGUUAUUCUACUUAGAACGUAUGCCAGUACGACGGACUCUGGAAAGGAGGAAGUCGUUGACCUAACCUCUGUGGAGCUACGUCCUAGAUUUGACGAUCAAGUAACCGAAGAUGAGAAUGUAAAACUAAACACACGGAGAAACAAAUCUCGUCUCAGCGAAGAGCACUAUAACGUAAUCCAUGGAAAUCGUCCUUACGAAGAGGAUGGACCAGCGUUUCAUCAUUAUACUUGGCAGUGGAAAAGGAAAAUGCUUGGACGGUAUGGGAUCGAAGGCUCCGGUGUUCAUCCUGGUGUUGCUUGGCCAACCAAAGAAGAUAUUGCAGAAAGAAAAGAAUAUGAAAAAGUUGCAUAUCCCAUGAGUCUCCACGAAUGUUGGGAACAAAUAGCGUCUAAAAAAGCACAAGAGGAGGCUGAGAUACAAAAAAGACAAGACAUGAUUGCAGCUAAAUUAGCAAAAACGAGUCAAUGGGAAAAAGAAUUAUAUACUAAGAUUGCCAAAAAAGAGACAGACCUUCAGGCAGCUAAGGAGCGCAAGGAAAGAAUGAUGGAGGAGAUUCGUCGGCACUUUGGUUUCAAGGUUGAUCCAAAAGAUGAAAGAUUCCAGAAAAUGUUGCUACAAAAAGAGAAAGAGGAGAAAAAGUUCCGAAAGGAACAAAAGAAGAAGGAAAGAGCCGAGAAGUUGAUGGCAAGACUUUUGGGAGAACAGACCGAAGGUUCCCCCGAUGAUAAGGCAAGCAACAACGAACAACAAACGAAAGAUACUACUAAUGAUACAACAUCUAAGAAUUUGUCUUGAAGUUUCAUAAUUGUAAAAAUAUAAACAAUGUUGAUAUCAAUAAAUUUGAUUCCAACUA